CCUACCUUCAGUUGGUUACAGGUUUUCAUAAAUGCACGGCGAAGAUAAUGGAUAUCGACGCGUUAUGUUUCAUUUAGUACUCAUAAAUAAUGAAGACAUAUGGCACACAAAAGAGCUCGGCACAUGUAAGAGUUUACUGGCUAAAGUUGAUGGAAUAUUCCAGUGCAAACUGUGUCCAGAAUCAACGUCACGACGGUACAAUGUCAAGGAAGGACACAUCAACAAGCACACACAACAUGCCGUCAAAGUUGGGGAUUUAUGGGUGUUAAGCUGCUUUUUGGAUUGUACUCCGAAACAAGACCGGUGCCAUUACCACUGCCCGUGUGGUAAACUCUUCCGGAGAAAGUUCACAUUUGUCCGACUCACGACCACGGUUUGCCCUUUUGUUCUGACAACAAACCAGACAGCUUCUGAGGAAAGAACUUCAGCAGAGUCCCCUAAAAUCCAAAAAGUGAAGAGAGAGCAAGUUCCGAAAGUGACAUGUUUUGUCUGCAAUGCAAUGAUCUCUAAGAAAAACAUUAAAAGACAUAUUGAGACACACAAUGCACGAGAUGAAGUGAAAACCAAGUCAUACCAACGUGGAAUAUGCGUUGAUAAACACCGCGGUCUCUACAUGAUCAGCAAGUCCAGUAUCGGUCCAGAUUACCCACUUCAUGUACAAAUGAACACUGUCACACAGCAGAUACAAUGUGAACAUGAAAAUUGCAAUUUAGCUUUGGGUGUUGCAGCAAGGGGCAAUGUAGGUAUUUAUCAGUGCCACCAUUUGCAAUCAGUUAUCAUAAAGAAGUGCAAAGCGUGCGGUCACUUCUACAGGUACCAAGAGCACAGGGAUGGUAUACACAAUUUUGACGACCACGUGUUCCUGUCAGUUCGCCUGUGCCACUGGUUCAGAGUUAACUUGAAGAAUCAUACAGCCGUUGGAAGGGCUGCCGAUAUCUUAUCAGAAGAUUCCGGCUUACAUUUUCCCGGAGACAAAAUGUUACAGGGAUAUCUGCACUUUGAGGCAAUGUGCGAUCACAAGUACAACUUUACCUGUGACAUCUGUGGCCGUUUUCCAUGUUGCCUGGUGACAGAUGCAAAUAGGAAAUGUGCAUUUCCAUUAGCAUUGUCACAAGUACCAGGGACAGAAACAGCUACAGAUGGAAUCAACAUGGAUGUGUUUUGGAGCCAAACGGUGGAGGCGUCUAUUUUACUUCGGGGUUUUGGAAAAGAAGCAGCCAACGUCGGGCGUGUUACACCUAGUUAUGACAACUGGGCUCCUUUCAUUGGAUUAGCCAGAAAAGAUGAAAAUGCUUUCAACACUGAAGCUGAAAAAGUUCGAUCUCUCAGAACCCAUCUUCGAGAUACAGAUUUUGAUACAGGGGAUAAGGAACUGACUGAAGAUUUCCUGAUCCAAAUGUUAUGUGAAAAGAAGGUAAAUAUGACAUAA
Molecule: messenger RNA, 1429 nt
Organism: Haliotis rufescens (red abalone)
Lineage: Eukaryota; Metazoa; Mollusca; Gastropoda; Lepetellida; Haliotidae
Exons: 6
Coding region: 32-1429 (465 amino acids)
Source: RefSeq, a predicted model, not a curated record